Molecule: messenger RNA, 1719 nt
Organism: Dioscorea cayenensis subsp. rotundata (Guinea yam)
Lineage: Eukaryota; Viridiplantae; Streptophyta; Magnoliopsida; Dioscoreales; Dioscoreaceae
Exons: 11
Coding region: 1-1659 (552 amino acids)
Source: RefSeq, a predicted model, not a curated record
AUGAUGAAGAUGAUGCUCAUCUUUGUCUGCCUUCUCUUCCCAAGCUUUGUUCUAAGUUCAGAGCACAACCUCACCAUUGAUGAAGACUUUGAGAUUGAGAAACAACUCAAGCUUCUCAACAAGCCAGCCAUCAAAACCAUAGUAGAAAAUGGAGAUAUCUUUGAUUGUGUGGACAUAAAUAAGCAACCAGCUCUUGACCACCCAUCUCUUAGAGAUCAUCAAAUUCAGGUAGAUCCAAAACUCAAUGGUGAUAAAAAUCCUAGGCUAAUGGCUGGUUGGACAGAUCCAAAGAGUACAAAUUGGUGGUUUGUUUAUGGACCAAAUCAAAAAAUAGUGGGUUAUUGGCCAGGUAAAAUUUUCACCACUUUAAUUCAAUAUGCAACUAGAGUCGAGUUUGGUGGCAUAGUCGGAUAUAGAGGAGAUGCUGCAAUGGAUGUUGUGCUUCCACCAAUGGGAAGCGGUCAUUGUCCAGAGGAAGGUUUCGGGUUUAGUGCAAGGAACAACCUCACCGUUAAUGAAGAAGACUUAGAACUUGAGAGACAACUAAAGCUUCUCAACAAGCCAGCCAUCAAGACCAUAGUGGAAAAUGGAGAUAUCUUUGAUUGUGUGGACAUAUACAAACAGCCAGCCUUUGAUCAUCCCUCUCUUAAGGACCAUAAGCUUCAGUUAAGGCCACGUGCUUACCCAGAAGGACUAUUUGAUAAUAUUUCAUCAUCAUCAUCAAGAAGGACUCAAACAGUAAAUAUUGGAUUGAAAAAUGGAGGGUGUCCUAAAGGAACAGUGCCAAUAAAAAGAGUGACAAAAGAUGACCUUUUAAGAAUGAGAACAUCUUCUUUGAAGCCCUACUCUUCUUCAAAGGCUCAAGAUGUGGAUAAUGUUAACCGAAAGUGGGCAAUAUAUCACACUCCAUAUGCAUCUGAUGAAAGAAAAAGGCAUCAGUAUUUUGGUGGUGCAGCGCUCAUCAAUAUUUAUGCUUUGCCACAACUUACAAGCACUCAAUUCUCAUCAAGUUUGAUUUGGGUUGUCAAUGAUGAAAGCAAUUGUCAAAGCAAUCAUAUUGCAGUUGGAUGGACUGUAAGUCCACAAACAUAUGGAGACAAGAACACAAGGCUAUUAACAUCAUGGACAGCUGAUAACCAUGAAAAAACAGGAUGUAUUGAUAUGAGAUGUCCAGGUUUUGUUCAAGUUAGUCAAAUAGUCACUCUCGGAGGUGCAUACAAUCCAGUCUCAGUAUACAACGGCACUCAACGCAGCAUUGAAAUUUAUAUAUUCAGAGAUCCAAUGACUUUGAAUUGGUGGUUUGCAUAUGGGCAAAAUAGGACUCUAGUGGGUUAUUGGCCGAGUAAAAUUUUCACUGGAUUAAGUGAUCAUGCAAGCCGGCUUGAUUUUGGUGGUACGGUAGGAAAUUUACAAAGUGAUGAUAUGCCACCAAUGGGAAGUGGGCAUUUACCAAAGGAGGGUUUGGGUAAGGCAUGCCAUUUUAUACAAGUUCGACAUUUGAAUUCGGAUAAUCAGUUUAUUGAUUUAUCCGCGGAUGAUGUAUCGCCGAAGUUAACGAGUAGUACUUGUUGUUAUGAUUUGGGACCGUAUGAUCAGAGUGGUACUAAUUAUGCUAAUAUGUUCUAUUUUGGCGGUCCUGGAGGCUCUCAAAAUUGUUAAUUUUGUUUGUAAUGUCUUUGUCUUUAGAUGUUUUUAGUUAUUUUUAUUGUCAUAAAUAUU